Messenger RNA from Arxiozyma heterogenica, 1686 nucleotides. It is a transcript of the gene TOS7, whose product is annotated as Tos7p. The record is from RefSeq and is a predicted model, not a curated record. The transcript has a single exon. The coding region runs from base 1 to 1686 and encodes 561 amino acids. Gene Ontology annotation, cellular component: cell division site; plasma membrane; growing cell tip. Lineage: Eukaryota; Fungi; Ascomycota; Saccharomycetes; Saccharomycetales; Saccharomycetaceae.
AUGGCCAAAUCAACUAUAAUAUUAUCAAUAAUAACUGUACUUCAGUUUGUGUCUAUGGCCUUUUUAAUUAUAUGUUGUGUCACAGCCCCAGUAUUCGAACAAAUAGGACUUUCAAAAUAUAAUAGUAUUACCUAUGGAGUCUUUGGUUAUUGUGAUAGCAGUGGUUGUUCUAAAGCAUCCGCCUUGUACAAUCCAUCUCAAUUCCAAGAAAACAAUGAUAAUUGGAAAAUAAAUAACCAUGCUAGAGGUACCCUGGGGAAAAUUCUUAUCGUGACACCUAUAGCAGCUGGACUAAAUUUUUUCUCAUUUCUAUCCUCUUUCAUUAGUACAAUUAUUGUCACAUUACAGAAUAACAGCACAUUUUCAGCUAUUUUAUUCUUUAUCAAUCUCCUUUUUACUGUAUUUGGUUUUUUAUCUGCCUCUUUGAUAUGUAUUGUCGUAUCCUUAUUGUUUUAUCCAAAUAUGACAUGGUGUUCAUGGCUUUUAAUCCCGGCUGCAGCUUUACCAUUAGUUAAUAUUCCUAUUAUUUUCAUGGGUCAUUUCAACAGCCACAAUAACGACGAAAAUGAUCUUGACUAUACAAGUGAUGGAGACCAUUUGCUAAGUACAGAAUUUGAAACUGAUGGUACUAAUAUAAGUCAUUACACUGAAAAAAAAUUGGCACCAACUGUAUUACCCACAUUCGAAUCGCAAAACAAUAAUGAUAAUACCCUUACUGACCUAUACCAGAAAGAUACUUUAAUAACUAAUUCAACUACUGACAUUUCUUCUAGUCAUUAUUUAGAAAAAAAGGAAGAUUAUCACACUGGUACUUUAGAAAGAAAUUCAACUUCAGGUUUCUCUAGUGAAACUGAUUCUAAUUCUAUUAACAAAAUUGAGGACAAUAAAGAAGAAGAAACAAACACAAAUGAACAAAUAGAAGAUGAUAUUGAUGCAAAGAGAGAUUCAUUCGUUGCAUUUUCUGUUAUUGAUAACGAUGCUGCUUUAAAUAGAGCAAAUUCUCCUUCUAUAGCUUCUUCAAACUAUUCAAAUAAAUAUUUACACAAAAAUGCUUUACCAACCAACAAAUUAUUGCAGGAUAUAUAUAAUCCACCAUCUUCGAACCACAAUACUUUACAAAACGUUCAACAAAGAGAUGAUAGUGUAGAUAAUAUAUCUGAUUUUACAUCUAUCUCUCAAAGACCAAGUAAUACAAACUAUUCUACUCCUAUCAAGAACAAUUAUAAUUCCAACGUUAAUAACUCUAACAUGACACAAACUUUACCCUAUCCACAGUCUCCAGGUGUUACAUCUUUUAAUUAUGUUCAGCCAUCACAACAGUUUCCAUAUCAACAAACGCAAAAACAGUUCAAUAUCCCACUGCAAAAUAACCAACAACCAAUAAAUCAAUACUUUCAGCCAAUGGUUCCUCAACAAAGAUUCCCUCAAUAUCAACAACAUUACACCUCUAGUGGAUCAAAUUCAUCUGAAUUGUUACUGCAGAACAACCCAAAUUUUAUACCACAAACAAGAAGCUUAGGGGCAAAAAAGAGAUUUUACAGUAACCCAACUAUGCAAAAUACAAACAUGAAUAUCUAUAGAGGCCCAAACCAUUUCCAGAAUGCAUAUAAAAAGAGAAUGGCCGAAAAAAAUAACAUUUAUAAUAACCUACAUCCUCCAUUAAAUAAUCCCUAUCAGUUUAGAUAA